AUGAGAACAGCUAUUCUGUAUGGUGCUGCCAUGGCUUCGGGUGCUCUUGAUGGUAUCCUGACUUAUGGUAUCUCACACAUGAAAGAUAUCGGUGGUUUGAAACCUUGGCAAUGGACGUUUUUGCUCGAAGGUUCACCGAUCAUCCCACUUGGUAUUAUUACCUACCUUUUCCUUGACAAUAUACCCAAUGCUGUUCAAUGGUUAAAUAAUAUGGAGAAGCAACUAUUGACAAAUCUUCUUCGAAACGAUGCCGGUGUAGCUGACAGUGAGUCCACUUCGGGUACUCGAUUUUCAUGGCUACAAGUUCGUUAUGUUUUCAUCGAUUGGCGAAUCUAUUUCUAUGGCCUGAUUAAUAUUGGCAAUGCAACCGUUCUCAUCUAUAGAGAAGUUGAUAAACCGGCCUAUCGUCGUGGGCAUUUGAUCUGUGCUGGAAUGACGGCCGGCAGUUUGAUUCUUACUAUUAUUUUACGCAUUUGUUUAAUGAGAGAAAAUCAUCGACGAAAAAAUUUAUCACCAGAGGAGUAUGCACGUGAAGCAGCUGUCAAAGAACCCUGUGAUUGGGUGAGUUAA
This is a messenger RNA of Rotaria sp. Silwood1, 570 nucleotides long. Lineage: Eukaryota; Metazoa; Rotifera; Eurotatoria; Philodinida; Philodinidae. The record is from the annotation of a GenBank genome assembly.